Leptidea sinapis is the source of this 2595-nucleotide messenger RNA. RefSeq names its product protein scarlet (gene -w-2). The transcript has 14 exons. NCBI's taxonomy places the organism in Eukaryota, Metazoa, Arthropoda, Insecta, Lepidoptera, Pieridae. The coding region runs from base 100 to 2097 and encodes 665 amino acids. The record is from RefSeq and is a predicted model, not a curated record. Gene Ontology annotation, cellular component: plasma membrane. Gene Ontology annotation, molecular function: ABC-type transporter activity; ATP binding; ATP hydrolysis activity.
GUUAACUCCACGGUCGCGAGCUCGUAAGGCGCGGUAUACUCACGUUACCAUGUGCUGUAACAUUUCCGAAGUGCGCGUUUAUUGAGAUAUUAAUUCAAGAUGAGUAAAACAGUUAACGAGAGCUCGGGACAAUCUGCGAGCAAUUCUGACACAUCCAGGGCGGAUUACACGGAGUCUCAGGAGCUCCAGCCGGCAGACAUCAUAUACGUAGAUGGCGGUCUUCGCCAGUCGAAAUUUGAGGAACCUUUCUUCGCCGAUGUUGAAGAUCUCCUGGGAACUUCAUCAGCUCCAAGACCCUGCACACUGGUGUGGAGAGAUGUCACUCUACACAUUAAGCCUAAAGAUGGAAAGCUUAAAAGAUUAGUAAAUGGUGUCAAUGGGAUCGCUAAAGCAGGUUCCUUGGUGGCACUUAUGGGACCCAGUGGUGCAGGCAAGACAACGCUGAUGUCGGCUCUUGCACACAGGAACCCUACGGAAAUCGUGGUGGAUGGCGAGAUCACCAUGAACGGUAGACAGGUGGGAGACUUCAUGCAUCAGGAGAGCGGGUACAUGCACCAGGAUGAGCUCUUCGUGGAGAAUCUUACUGUCAUCGAACAUCUUUCUAUCAUGGCACGUCUUCGCAUGGAUAGACGCACUACGUCACUGGCCAGGAAGAGAAGAGUCAACCAACUGCUAAGGCAGCUCUCCUUGUAUGGCUUAAGAUACACACGUAUUGGAGGUCUUGACGGACGCAAGACCCUCUCAGGUGGUGAGAGGAAGAGACUUGCGUUUGCUACUGAGUUGCUAACAGACCCUGGACUAUUGUUCUGUGAUGAACCGACAACUGGGCUCGACUCCUCAUCAGCGCAGAAGAUGAUGACGCUACUUCGUGCAAACGCAGUAGAAGGGAAGACCGUGAUAUGCACCAUUCACCAGCCUUCAUCAGAGCUGAUGGCUCUAUUUGAUAAGUUGGUACUGCUGGCUGAAGGAAGGGUUGCUUACGCAGGGAAUGCAUCGGGGGCGUUGAGUUUCUUUGAAAGUCUAGGUUACCAUUGUCCAAUCACGUACAAUCCGACGGAUUACUUCAUAAAGGUGCUGGCCCUCACUCCAGGAUCUGAGAGUGCAUCCCGCCAUGCCAUCAAGAGCAUCUGCGACAGGUUUGCAGUCAGUGACGCUGCUAAAGAACUGGAUAUGGAAAUACACCUAGAGUAUCAUCUCAUUGAUAACCAGGACCAGAAUUCAAAAAGCGGCAAAGACAAUAGUUUUUGUGCACCGUACUUUCAUACGACGAUAGUAUGGCUGGUGUACAGGUACAUGCUGAUAAUAUUACGGGACCCCAGAGUACAAUUAUUACGAAUUGUUCAAAAAUUGGCAAUCGCCUUAACAGCUGGUCUGUGUUUCAUAGGCACUGCCCACCUUACCCAAGCUGGCAUACAGGACGUGCAAGGCGCGCUCUUCAUCAUCAUAGCAGAGAACACAUUCAGCCCCAUGUACUCGGUACUCCACAUGUUUCCUGAAGAGUUUCCUAUGCUACAUAGAGAGCUUUGGGCUGGCUUGUAUUCAACGCCGACUUAUUAUAUCGCCAGAAUGAUUGCUAUGUUCCCUGGUCUGCUGGUGGAGCCCACAUUGUUCACCCUAGUGGUGUACUGGAUCGCUGGACUCCGAACCACGUUAUAUGCAUUCAGCUUCACCGUGUUCAUCUCGAUAUUAGUCCUCAAUGUAGCCAUUGCCUGUGGAUCGUUCUUCUCAUGUGCGUUCGGUUCGAUGCCCGUCGCGAUCGCGUACCUGGUACCCUUCGACUACACUCUUAUGAUGACAUCCGGACUAUUUAUUAAGUUAAGUUCAAUACCGAAGUAUAUAUCGUGGAUUCGCCACGUGUCGUGGCUGAUGUACUCUAACGAGGCUAUGAGUAUACUACAGUGGGACGGAGUUGAAAACAUAACAUGUAGUCCUGAUGAAGCCGACGCCCCCUGCCUGAGUACGGGAGAUGAAGUACUUAGCAUGUAUGACUUCACUACGAAAGAGUUCUGGCCUGACAUAAUAGCUCUCAUCAUCUUAUACGUCAUCUUUCAUCUUCUGGCGCUCAUAGCUCUAAGGUAUAGGACCAGGAGAAAAUAGAAACAUAAAAUGAAUAUGUGAUAUUCAAACUAUUUGUUCCGGUGAAGAAUAGGAUUAAAAAUGCCUACAAGUUCUAAAUCCAAACAAACCGGUAUAGAUUACAAAAGAUGCUACAUGAUCAAUAUUGAAUCCCUUUUUUUAUUCGCACGAAUACCAAGAGUUACCUUAAUAAUAUGUUCUAUUUACGUAAUGUACCUGAUGACUGCACGUUUCUUUUAAAUUAAUUGUUAUUGUAAAGUUCUGGAAUAUUCCUAAAGCGAAAAUUAAAUAGAGUAUUUAAAUAUGAACAUUCAAGAGGAUUAUGUGAGUAUUUUAAUUGCAUGCAAUAAAAUAAUUAUUUAAUUAUAUUAAUAGUUUCAAUUAAAAGCAUAAUUAAUAUUUAUUGUAAUAUAAUAAAAUUUUAAUUCGUUAAUAUUUACCAAAUAAAUUUUAUAUACCUAUAGAUGUAGCUUUUCGAGAAUAUAGAUUGAUAAUUCGAUAUGACCUGAUUAUUAUUAC